Molecule: messenger RNA, 2187 nt
Organism: Schistocerca cancellata (South American locust)
Lineage: Eukaryota; Metazoa; Arthropoda; Insecta; Orthoptera; Acrididae
Product: proton-coupled amino acid transporter-like protein pathetic
Exons: 10
Coding region: 219-1610 (463 amino acids)
Biological process (GO): amino acid transmembrane transport
Cellular component (GO): vacuolar membrane
Molecular function (GO): amino acid transmembrane transporter activity
Source: RefSeq, a predicted model, not a curated record
UCUGUGAGGUUUUCGUUAUUGUUACCACAGACUCAGCAGUGGGAAAGGCUGGCGUUCUGUGCUACUGGAAUUGGUUGAUGGGUGACUUGGGCCAACACAGCAGAGAAACCGUGCCAAUUUCAGCACGCUAAAGUGACACACAGUAGCCGCCGUGCUUCAAGGAGCUUCAUCUGUCCAUCUGCUGUUUUAGUCUGUGGAAGACAUCAGCGAAAGCAAAGAUGACAGUGGAAAGGAAAGUACCCCUGGGUGAUUCUAUUAUCACAAUCAGCACCGUUUCUUCUACAGCCAAACUCGCAGAAGACAGGAAGAAGGAAAAGAGCAUCGGCGACGAGUACGAUCCUUUCGCCGAAAGAAAUCUCGACAAUGCCUACUCCGACGUGGGCGCGCUGGCGCACCUGCUCAAGAGCAGCCUGGGCAGCGGAAUCCUGGCCAUGCCGAACGCCUUCCGGAAUGCGGGGCUCGCCUUCGGGAUGGUCGCGACCCUCUUCGUCGGGCUCAUCUGCACACACACCGUCCAGAUACUGGUGAAGUGCUCGCAGGAGUUGUGCCGGAGGACCAAAGUGCCCUUCCUAGGUUUUGGGGAGACUGCCGAGGCUGCGUUCAAGACCUCCUGCUUCGAGCGGCUUCGCUCUUACUCCAAGUUCGCCAGGAAUUUUGUCGUGCUAGCCAUCUUGUCCACCUACUAUGGAUCAUGCUGUGUCUACGUCGUAUUCAUUGGGGAAUCUCUUCACAAGGUGUGCGGCUACUACGUGCCGUGGAUGGACGACCUGGACGUGCGCGUGUACAUGGUGGUGAUGCUGCCGGUGUUCCUGGGCCUGGUGCUGGUGCGCCAGCUGAAGCACAUGGUGCCGGUGUCCGUGGCGGCCGACGUGGCGCUGCUGGUCAGUCUGGUGAUCACGCUCUACUACACGCUGUCCGGCGUGCCCAGCGCCAGCGAGCGAGACCUCAUCGCGCCCGUCUCGCAGCUGCCGCUCUUCUUCAGCACCGUCAUCUUCGCCAUGGAGGGCAUCGGCGUGGUGAUGCCUGUGGAGAACAGCAUGAAGAACCCGCAGCGCUUUCUGGGCUGCCCAGGCGUGCUCAACAUCACCAUGUCCAUUGUCGUGGGUCUGUACGCCAUCAUUGGAUUUUGUGGUUACCUGAAGUACGGACCAGACACCGAAGGCAGCGUGACACUCAACUUGCCAAGCGACGAGCCACUGGCGCAGUCCGUGAACAUCCUGAUCGCCUUGGCAAUAGUGCUGACGUACGGACUGCAGAUGUUCGUGCCUAACGACAUCAGCCUGACGCUGGUCAUGGAGAAGGUUCCGCCACACCGCGCAGAGCUGGUCCAGUACUGCUACCGCAUCGGGACCUGCCUCGCUACCGUUGCGGUGGCAGUAGCGAUCCCCAAACUGGAGCCGAUUAUUUCGCUUGUGGGCUCGGUGUUCGUAUCGACCCUGGGCCUCUUCUGCCCCGCUGUGCUGGAGACGGUCGUCUUCUGGGAAGACGGCAUGGGGCGCCUGAAUUGGCGACUCUGGAAGAACAUCUUCAUCGCUGCCUUCUCUAUCUUCGGACUCGUCACCGGCUCCUACGUUGCGGUACUGGAGAUCAUCCGCACCUACUCGGGGUAGAACGCCAGUUGUUCAGUGAAAGGCACUACGUGCAAGCUGUGACUACAUCGGUGAUGUGCGUUCUGACGGGAGACUGUCGGUGAUAUCGGGGUCUCCGGAACACUGUGUGCCUAACAAGUGCGUCGGAACGUCAGUACCGUGUCAUUACUUAGUGUGAAAUUUAUGUUCACACUGUUAUUUAUUUCGGCACGUUGAUCUUAGCGUGUUGGACACAAUGCCCGUUCUAUGGGCUCUCUAAAGAACUUUUGUCUUUCUAUAUACUUUAUUAUUUUCUGAAAUAAGAUUGACACAGGGCACAAAUGUUGGUAGCUUCUUGUUUAUUAUAAAGGUAAUUCCGUGUGAUGAAACAUUCUUGUCUAGUCAGAUACCUACGUAAUAAGCGUAAUGAGCACGUACAAAGCGGUGUGACUCUCGCAAUACUCCAUCAUCAAAUUAACUGACAUUACACUAUUUGCUACACUUGUGUAUGUUUGUAUGUCUGUUCAGUGCCACAUUGUCAUUUUAAGAACAUGUAAAUAGUAGAGUAUAAGUAUUUAAUUAUUUUUCAUAUUCUCAAAUAAAUUUUGUUUUACUGAUA